Molecule: messenger RNA, 3393 nt
Organism: Gadus macrocephalus (Pacific cod)
Lineage: Eukaryota; Metazoa; Chordata; Actinopteri; Gadiformes; Gadidae
Gene: smarcc1b
Product: SWI/SNF related, matrix associated, actin dependent regulator of chromatin, subfamily c, member 1b
Exons: 27
Coding region: 72-2852 (926 amino acids)
Biological process (GO): positive regulation of DNA-templated transcription
Cellular component (GO): npBAF complex; SWI/SNF complex; nBAF complex
Molecular function (GO): nucleosomal DNA binding; histone binding
Source: RefSeq, a predicted model, not a curated record
ACUACGCACCAGCUAGCAAGCGGCGGGCUAGCCAGUUUUGUCUUGCCAAUCGAGGACGGCUGUAAUUUCUUAUGGCUACAAUGUCUGGAGGAUCUAACUUGGUGAUGGCGGGGACGAGUCAGUCUGGCACAGGAGCGAAUGCAAACCGAAAAAAAGAAGGGAUUAUAUCUGCUAGGUUCUGGGAAAGCCCGGACACUUUGAUCCAAUUGGACAACGUAAGACAGUGGAUCGGGAAGCAUUACAAAAAGUACGUGCUGGUGGAUGCUCCGUCCUGUCAGUCUCUGUCUGCAGUGACCUUACAACUUCUCCAGUUCCACGAGGAGACCUUUGGAAGGCAUGCUACAAGCCCUGCUCUAACAAAGCUGCCCGCACAAUGCUUUCUUGACCUCCGACCAGGGGGCGGGCUCUGUCACAUACUUGGUUGUGCCUACAAAUUUAAGGCUGAGCAGGGCUGGCGGCGCUUUGACCUGCAGAAUUCGUCACGGACAGAGCGCAACGUGGAGAUGUUCAGCACCAUGGAGAGGGCAUUGGUUCAGAACAACUGCCUGGCACGGCCUGUGGUUUACCUGGACACCGCGUUGGACCAGGAGCUGGCCAGCAGGCUGAGUAACGUCAUCAUCAAGCAUCAGGGCUCAGUAACCGAGGACCGAGCGCUUGCCAGUCAUCACCUUUACCCAUCAACACCAUCAUCAACAGACGAAGGUGAAUGGAUGCGUCCGAUCAUGAAGAGAGACACACAUAUCCUGGUGCACUGGGGAAUGAACCCUGAUAGCUAUGACAGCUGGCUGCCCCUGGGUGAGGUGGAGAAGGAGGUCGAAGAGCAGCCGCAGUCCGAGAAACCCUGGAGGGUCAGUACACGCUGGGUUUUGGACACAGACGUUUACAACGAGUGGAUGAACGAGGAGGACUACCAUGUGAACGAGAGACACGCCCCCAUCAUCUUCCGACAGAGGCUCCACCUCCGGGAGGAGCAGGAUCAGAAGUUAACCCCCCUCAAGAAGAGACGUCGCUCCCCCUCUCCUUCCUCCUCUGAAGGAAGGAAGAAAGGAAAGAAGGGACGGCGGCAUGGGCCACAGGAGGCGGUGCCAGAGGAAGAUCUGACCAAAGACAUGGAGGACCCCACUCCUGUGCCCAACAUGGAGGAGGUGGUCCUGCCCAAGAACGUGAACUUCAAGAAAGACAGUGAGAACACGCCUGUGAAAGGAGGGACAAUGGCCGACCUGGAUGAGCUGGACGAUGACUUCCCUGGACGGGAGGACGAGGAUGGUCGAGCAGACGUGUCCCACCUUUCGGACGUUGAAGACAACAUCCCUGAGCAGACGCACCACAUCAUCAUCCCGAGCUACACCUCCUGGUUCAACUACAACAGUGUCCACCAGAUCGAGAAACGAGCUCUCCCAGAGUUCUUCAACGGCAAGAACAAGUCCAAGUCCCCUGAGAUCUACCUGGCCUACCGCAACUUCAUGACGGACACCUACCGCCUGAACCCCCAGGAGUACCUCAGCUCCACCUCCUGCAGACGCAGCCUCACCGGGGACGUCUGUGGCGUCAUGAGGGUCCACUCCCUGUUGGAACAGUGGGGCUUGAUCAACUACCAGGUGGACGCCGAGAGCAGACCCCUCCCCAUGGGGCCCCCGCCCACCCCCCACUUCAACGUGCUGUCGGACACGCCCUCCGGCCUGGCCCCGCUGCAGCACAAGCCCCUGCAGGUCUCAGCCUCCCAGCAUAUGCUCUUCUUCCCAGAGAGGAUCAAAGAUAAGCCCACCGACAGCCAGAACUUUGGCCUCCGCAACGACAUCUACGCCCGGAAGCACCCUAAGAGUAAAGGAGCGAGCGCAGGAAGGGAAUGGGCCGAGCAAGAGACCCUCUUGUUACUAGAGGCCCUGGAGGUGUACCGGGACGACUGGAACAAGGUGUCGGAGCACGUGGGCUCCAGGACCCAGGACGAGUGCAUCCUGCACUUCCUGCGGCUGCCCAUCGAGGACCCCUACCUGGAGGACUCCUCCGCCUCGCUGGGGCCCCUGGCCUUCCAGCCCGUGCCCUUCAGCCAAUCGGAGAACCCCGUCAUGAGCACGGUGGCCUUCCUGGCGUCCGUGGUGGACCCCCGCGUGGCAUCGGCUGCAGCCCGGGCCGCUCUAGAGGAGUUCUCCAGAGUGCAGGAAGAGUCCGUGGAGAAAGCCGCCAUCCAGCUCGACAAGACAGAACCUCUGGACGGUGAGAAGAAGGAUAUCCGCCCCAACGCCGCUGUGUUUCCCCAGGCACCAGACGGGCUGAAGGGCGAGCCCAGCGGGGGGCCUGCCGAGGACAGCCGGGUGAAGACCGAGAAUGCCAACAGCAUACUCCCGGAGGAGAGAGAUGACAGGGGGGAUGAUGAAGACAGGGGUGGGGAGGGCCUCCAGCAGAGUGGAGGGAUGGAGCUGGAGCUGGUGGAGAGCAGCGUUGCCACGGCAGCAGCGGCCGCCCUAUCGUCGGCAGCCACCAAGGCCAAGCACCUGGCGGCGGUGGAGGAGCGUAAGAUCAAGUCCCUGGUGGCGCUGCUGGUGGAGACGCAGAUGAAGAAGCUGGAGAUCAAGCUGAGGCACUUUGAGGAGCUGGAGACCAUCAUGGACCGCGAGAAGGAGGCGUUGGAGCAGCAGCGGCAGCAGCUGCUAUCGGAGAGGCAGACCUUCCACGCCGAGCAGCUGAAGCACGCAGAGCUGAGGGUCCGCCAGCAGAGGGAGACACCGGCGCAGCCCGGGUUCACCAUGCAGCACUCGGGCUUGUCUGUGCCCGGUAGGAUGAUGCCAGGCGGGGGGAACAGCCAGCCAACAGGUCCCCGGCAGCCAGGGGCCCCCAACGGCAUGUGUGGUUAGGGGUCUCCUCUCCUGAGUCUUCAUAGGUUUUUAAACGGCGCCUUCGGCUUUUUAACCCCGACCUUCCACCUCCGCCACCUCUCCUGUGAACUGAACCGGGCAGAACAGAGGCUGUUUUUGAUACAUCUGACCAUUUUGUCUGGUUUUGUGGUGAUUUCUGAAGUUGUGUAUAUAGAUGUGGGUGUGUGAAGAUGUGUUGCCCAUUUAUUUGUAUUUUUUUGUCUCUGUACUGUUACAUAGCUGUCCAGACUGUUGGUAGAGAACGACAGAAUCUGGCCACACAUUUGGGAAGAUCUUCAAUUAGUAGAACGACGCAUUGCCGCAAGCGCUCACAAGGGGGCAGUGCACUCAACUUUACAGCCUGCCAUUGUGAGAAUAAGGACGCCACAGCUGGGGAUCAGAAACCCACACAUUUUCACUGGCAGAAUUUUUGGGUUUGUGUUUUGACUGAUAAGUGCUAAACAUUUCUGUGGAGAGGCAGGGCGGUGGAGAAGAACUAACAAUCAGCUCCCCUCAUUAAAAUUGUUUUAUAUGAAACCAA